Molecule: messenger RNA, 3902 nt
Organism: Drosophila eugracilis
Lineage: Eukaryota; Metazoa; Arthropoda; Insecta; Diptera; Drosophilidae
Gene: Gbs-76A
Product: glycogen-binding subunit 76A
Exons: 3
Coding region: 1117-3147 (676 amino acids)
Biological process (GO): regulation of glycogen biosynthetic process
Cellular component (GO): protein phosphatase type 1 complex
Molecular function (GO): protein phosphatase 1 binding; glycogen binding
Source: RefSeq, a predicted model, not a curated record
GCCUCAGUUGCCACACGACAGGACGGCCAAACGGGCGAAUUAGGAGGUAGAAGACUCAGGCCUAGUCUAAAAACCGUAUCCGACAGAUACACCGACAGGCAAAUUAAUAAUAAUAAUUAAAAGCGCUUCGUGACAAAAUCCCCUCUCCCUCCUCUCCACUCUGAUAUGGCAAAUAAAAAAUAAAUAAAUAAACGAAAUAAUUCUCGAAAAUCUUUGUAUCUGUGUAUCGGAGAACUGAAACCGAAAAGAGGCCGUCGUUUGGCGCUCUCGCAUCUCAGUUGCCAGUGGGCGAAAGACGCAACUGCUGCGACCUUGCAAUGCCCUUGAAUGACACUCUUAUUGCGACCAAGUCGCCAACGUUGCCACUCCAACGGGCGCUGCUGCCACGGCUGCCACUCAGCGCUGGCAAAAAUAUAAAUAAAAAUAAUAACAAUAUUAGCUAAAAUCCACGUAACUACAUAGACGACUACAUAAAGCCAAAAACGAAACGCUGCGCUGGGAAAAAGUGAAAAUUUUAUUGUAGUCAAAAAGUUUUCGCGUGCCUUCGUGAAAGCCGAAACACCCCGACGGAUCCUUAUCAAAGCCUUAACCCAAAUCAAAACGAGAGUGCGCUAAAUAUAAACGAAAUAAUUAAGGUUUUACAACAAAUUUACAUCCUCAAUAUAGAAAAAUCAAAUUGAAUAGCAAGAUAAUUGAAAACAUAUCUGAAAAAUCCGAGAAAAAGAAAGUGUUAUCUAACUAGCGCCCCCUGGCGGCUUGUGUACCUGUGUGUGUGUGCGGCAAGUAAAAGUGAAAGUUCUCGACUGGCGAAUAUCCUUCGGUAACCUUUCCCCAACAUUGGGUCACUUCCUUUGGCAUCGAAACAUAAACGACAGCAGGGCACGCAAUAACCAAAAGGCCCCAGCAUAUAUAGUAACUAUAUAUACCUAGAAUCGGUAUAUGUAGGCGAUAUUUAUGCCACAGCUUUUGACAAGCAAUUCUUUUUAUUGCUACGCCGACGGGCGCGAGGAAAACACUGGCAAAGGCUGAAAAGGGAACGCCUUGGAAUAAUAUUAAAACAUCAGAUAUUCCGCAGAUCGGUUGCACCAGACACGAUUGUGUGCCGACGUGACGUAAAUGAACGAUCCCGGCGAUAUACCUCUGACACACACGAGCACUCCGGACAGCAGGCCGCCCUGCAGCAUUAUCUCCAUCAUACCAACCAUAGGGAUGUCCUCAUGUCGCGGAAGAGCCGAGGCAUUCGCACGGAGUCUGUCCUCCAAGCUGCGCACCUUGGGAUCACAGACAACCGAGGAGGGCGAGGGCAACGCCGAGGACGAGCCGAUCAUCAAUGGAACCAGUACGAACACGUGGGUUAAUUCCCACGACUCGGAACAGACGGUGACGGAUCUGCAGCCACUUCGCCAUGAGUCCGACUCCUUCUUCGACUUCGACUGCGAGCUGGAGUCGCCGGGUAGUCCUGUGGACGAGUGCGAGUACCUGCGCCUGAUCGAAACCGCCUCGAAUACGCCGCACAACUCUACGGCGGAGUCGGGCUAUGCCUGCGCCUCAAUGGCCAGCAGUCACAGCAGCAGCACCGAUGGCCCCUACUUUGAUGCUUCCGCUUCCACAUCCACAGCUGCAGCUGCCCAGGACCAAAAGCUGCCAGCCUCGGAACUCAAGGAGUAUGUGAAUACCCUACAAAUAAAUGGAAGGCAUGGACUGGUCAACGGAGUGCAGGAGGAACAGCCAGCUGGGCAGGACGUGGUCCAGGAGGACGAGACCUUCUUGCAGGCCCAGAUCCUCAGUGAGCUUCAGAAGCAUAGCAUCAGUUUGAGGGAAGUAGAGCAGGCGAAGCCCGAAGAGGAGAAGCUCAGCAAUGGGCAUCUUGAGGAAGUGGAGGAACUAGAACUGAAGGAAGUCCUGGAGGUAGCUGGUACUACAAACAGAGUUCAAGAGUUGGUCGCCGCUCCACAAGAAGAGGUAAUCUCUAAUGACAAAGCCCCAGAGGAAACCCCUUAUGAUAAAGUUCAAAAAGAAAACUCCCAGGAGAGGGUUCAGGAAGAAAUACCUUACGAGAGAGUUCAAGAGGAAACUCCAAUCGACAGAGUCCAAGAGGAAACCUCCAAUGACAGAGUCCAAGAGGAAACCUCGUACAAAUCCCCCACAGAAACCCCCUAUGAAAGAUCACCCACAGAGGAAACCUCCUCCCCAGACAGGACCCUUCAGGAAACCAAAGACGUGGAGCUCUCACCGGACAGUGGUGUGGAUGAAACAGACAAAUCAGCCAGUAAUCUCACCGUAAAUGUGGAUCUGGCCCAAAUCGAACAGGCCAAACAGGAUGCCACUGAGGCUGUGGAAAAGAGUGGAGGUCACCACAGUCACGGCAUUGAUACUACAGAUGACGAAGAUGAUUGCAGACCCCAGCGUAUCAGGCGCUGCUCCUCCCUUAAGACGGGAAAGACACCACCCGGAACUCCAGGACGCAAGAAGAUCGUGAGGUUUGCCGAUGUUCUUGGCCUCGAUUUGGCCGAUGUUAAGACCUUCCUAGACGAGAUACCUAACAUACCCAAAUCGGCGUUCGAGGAUCUAGAGAUAUUGGAGUCGGAACCACCUCUACAGCUGGGUCCCAAAUCCGAUAAGCUACUGAUGCCGCUGUUCCAGCAGCCAGGUGGACUGCCCAAGUUCCUCGAUGCGGUCAGGGAGAAGCAGGUGUCGCUGGAAAACGCUGCCGUGUCGGAUAAUAUCAACCAGACGAUAUCUGGAUCGGUGCGCGUGCGCAACCUCGAUUUCCACAAGUCGGUGCAUAUAAGGUACUCGCUGGACGGGUGGAGGAGCUAUGCCGACUUGCAGGCCAACUACGUGGAGAACUCCUGCGAUGGCUUCUCUGACAUCUUUACCUUUGUGCUGUUCGGAAACUCGCUGCACGUGGGCCAGAGACUAGAAUUCGCCGUGAGAUUCCAGUGCAAGGGCCAGCAGUUCUGGGACAACAAUUACGGGGCCAACUACUGCUUCCAGUGUCUGCCCAGCUCGACACAUACCACCGGCAGCUCGACGGCAUCGCCUCCGACCGUGGCGACUGGCGCCGUAACCUCCGGCCACGGUGCCAAUCUGGUCGGAAUGCUAAGCCCCACGGCGGGCGAUGCCUGGUGCAGCUCCUUCUACUAACCGGUGGCGAUGGGCCCGCACUAAAGGCACUGGCACUCCGUAUAGAAACCAUCCCGCAUCCAUCCACCCUCUACCCAUUGGCAUGACACCAAGGUCAGGGACUUAUCCCGGACCUUGACGUUGUGUCUACGUCCCCGAAAGAAUUCGAGUCCCUCAAGUCCCAGUUGACCGGCCAGUCAGAGAUCACAGAUCAGAAUAUCUACCUUUAAUAGGCUACCUCUUCAUUAGGGUGUUUCGAUUAUGCACUAGAGAUUCUGGAAGGGUAUAAGUAAUUCUUUGGCAGUUCUUAAACAACUUUUGUUUAUUAAAUGGCAGACUUAAAAGCUGUCUUCAUAUCUGAACAUUUUUCUGAAAUUUUAUAGCCUAAAUCACUUCAUGAAAAUCUCAGACUAGCAAAAAAGAUGGCAAAAGGAAACUUAACCGUAGUUACCUUAUAAACUGACAACAAUUACUUAUCCCAUUCCAGGAUAUUGUAGUUUAUGUACACCGAGAAAUCGAACCACCCUAACCUUCAGCGCGAAGGCAAACAUUGUUUAUAUUUUUAUAGAACGGAAAAGAUUGAAGGGAUUAGAGAAGGAGGAAGAGGAGCUGUAAGAGCUAAAUGAGCGCCACAAAAAUAAAGUAAAAACAAAGCAGAGUAGUGCGAGCAAGAACAAAAGCCAGCAAAGUUCGAAUGAAUCCCAAAGAUAGUUGUUAGUCGUAUGUUAUAAGAAGAGCAAGUGAUAACAAACUAAAAAUCAGAUCAGUUUCUUCAA